Molecule: messenger RNA, 4690 nt
Organism: Lacerta agilis (Sand lizard)
Lineage: Eukaryota; Metazoa; Chordata; Lepidosauria; Squamata; Lacertidae
Gene: PARD3
Product: par-3 family cell polarity regulator
Exons: 26
Coding region: 526-4638 (1370 amino acids)
Biological process (GO): establishment of centrosome localization; establishment or maintenance of epithelial cell apical/basal polarity; microtubule cytoskeleton organization
Cellular component (GO): adherens junction; apical junction complex; apical plasma membrane
Molecular function (GO): phosphatidylinositol binding; protein binding
Source: RefSeq, a predicted model, not a curated record
CUGGCGAAGAGCAAUGCCCUGCACGGCCUUCGCGGGGAGACAGCCCGGCCCUUCCCGCGUCGCAGGAGUGAGGCAAGCCGCCGCCUAGCUGCGCGCAGGAGGAGACGCCGAACAGGUGGCCAGAGGCAGCGGCUGGCGCGCCAGGAAGGGAGCGGGCGAGCAGCGAGCGAGUGAACGAGCGAGGAGCGAGCAUGCCUGCUUAGCGCUGGCGGCGGCGGCAGCGGCGGCGCCCCGCUCCUCCUCCCCCCGCAGCAUGUGAACGGGCGCCCGCCCGGGCCUCCCCCUUCGCGCCGCCACGGGACUCCGCCGACUUGGUAGCUGCAGGCUCCGCCAGCCGCCCGCCCUCGGGCCGGGCUCCCGCUUGGCGCUGCUGGCCGGGCGCGAAAGCGGGGAAGCGCGAAGGGCGAGCCGAGCGGCGCUCGUCUCCCUCCGCGCUGCCGCCGAUCGCGGGCUGCACGUAGUAGCAGCGGGUUCCGGGAAGCGCCGGGCCGAGGAUCGGGGCCGGGAGCCGCGCUGGGCGGCAGGAUGAAAGUCACCGUGUGCUUCGGCCGGACCCGGGUGGUCGUGCCCUGCGGGGACGGCCAGAUGAAAGUUUUCAGUCUGAUCGAGCAAGCGGUGACCAGGUACAGGAAGGCGAUCGGCAAGGAUCCAAACUACUGGAUACAUGUGCAUCGUCUGGAACAUGGUGAUGGGGGAAUCCUUGACCGUGAUGACAUUCUCUGUGACGUCGCUGACGAUAAAGACAGACUUGAAGCUAUAUUCGAGGAGCAAGAACAACACCAUGGAGGAGAUGGCACCAGUGCCAGCUCCACUGGCACCCAGAGCCCUGAGAUCUUUGGCAAUGAACUGGGCACCACUGCUGCGUCAGCCUUCCAGCCUUACCAACCAACAAGUGAAAUUGAGGUCACGCCUUCAGUCCUUCGUACAAACAUGCCUCUUCAUGUACGCCGCAGUAGUGAUCCUGCGUUAGCUGGACUCUCAACAUCAGUCAGUGAGAACAAUUUUACUGCAGAAGAGCCUUCACGGAAAAACCCCACCAGAUGGUCCACAACAGCAGGAUUCCUCAAGCAAAAUACAACUGGUGGCCCAAGGACUCAGGAAGGAAAGAAGGACGAAAAUUACAGAAGCCUCCCACGAGACACCAGUAGGUGGUCUGCCCAGUUUCUUAGGGACAAUGCUCGCUCAUCACUAAGUGCCAACCAUCCCAUGGUAGAUAAAUGGCUGGAGAGACAAGAACAGGAGGAAGAUGGAACAGAAGAGGAAAAUAGCAGAGUUGAACCAGUCGGGCAUGCGGAUGCUGCCCUGGAGAAUGCUGGCAACUAUUCUUUAGAUGAUAUGGUAAAGCUCGUUGAAGUCUCCAAUGACGGCGGCCCUUUGGGGAUCCAUGUAGUACCAUUCAGUGCCCGAGGAGGAAGAACUUUAGGAUUGUUAGUAAAGCGACUGGAGAAAGGUGGUAAAGCAGAACAAGAAAACCUCUUUCAUGAAAAUGACUGUAUUGUUAGAAUUAAUGAUGGGGACAUCCGCAAUAGAAGAUUUGAGCAAGCACAGCAUAUGUUCCGUCAAGCCAUGCGAACACCCAUUAUUUGGUUCCAUGUGGUUCCAGCAGCAAAGAAAAAGCAGUAUGAACAGUUAUCACAAAGUGAGAAGAAUGCUCACUUCUCCAGUCGGUUUAUCCCCAAUUCUCAAUAUAUGGACAAUAAGAAUGUUAAUCACACUGGACUUGACACAUUACAAAGAAUACCCCGAGUGAGCCAUCAAGCAGAUCAGACGGACUCUUACUCACAACUACCUCAUAGUGUGAAUUCAUCAGGAAAACCACCCCUGGGCCUGGCAUCAUCGCCACAAAGUGUCCUCGUCUCCACACCUCAUAGUGUGAAUUCAUCAGGAAAACCACCCCUGGGCCUGGCAUCACCGCCACAAAGUGUCCUCGUCACCACUUCAAGCACUGGCUAUAAUACCAAAAAGAUAGGGAAGCGGCGCAACAUACAGCUGACGAAAGGUACAGAAGGCCUAGGAUUUAGCAUCACUUCUAGAGAUGUUCCAAUUGGCGGCUUAGCUCCAAUUUAUGUGAAAAACAUCCUACCAAGAGGUGCAGCUAUUCAAGAUGGAAGAUUAAAGGCUGGCGACCAACUCAUUGAGGUAAAUGGAAUUGAUUUAACAGGAAAAACCCAAGAAGAAGUUGUUUCCCUGCUGAGAAGCACCAGGAUGGGAGAGAGUGUAAGCCUCGUCAUUUUCCGCCAGCAAGAAGCAUUCCAUCCAAGAGAACUGAGCACUGAAAAAAGCCAGUCACAAAUUCCAAAGGAAACGAAAGCGGAAGAUGAAGAUCUUGUCUUCAGGGAAUUCCUCACCUUUGAAAUUCCCCUUAAUGAUUCUGGAUCAGCUGGGCUUGGUGUUAGUGUGAAAGGUAACCGGACAAAAGAGACCCAUGAAGACCUGGGCGUCUUUGUCAAGUCCAUUAUUAAUGGUGGAGCAGCUUCUAAGGAUGGAAGACUCCGAGUGGAUGAUCAGCUAGUAGCAGUAAAUGGAGAAUCGUUAUUGGACAAAACGAACCAUGAUGCCAUGGAAACCCUGAAAAGGUCCAUGUCCACAGAGGGAAACAAGCGUGGAAUGAUUCAGCUCAUUGUGGCAAGGGAAAUAAGCAAGUGCAAUGAGUUGGAAUCACCUGGGAGCCCACCAUGGAAAGAACUGCCUAUUGAAGCAAUACUGUAUGACGAGGAGCGUAGGAUUUCCCGUUCACUGUACAGCGGGAUAGAGGGCCCCAGCGAAUCGCCCACCAGGAAUGCUGCCCCGAAUAGGAUAAUGGGUAAAUACCAGCUAUCUCCGACAGUCAACAUGCCGCAGGAUGACAUGGUCAUUAUAGAAGAUGAUAGAUUACCAGUACUACCUCCACAUCUCUCAGACCAAUCAUCUUCCAGUUCCCAUGAUGAUGUGGGCUUUGCAACAGUAGAUGGUGGAGCCUGGAGCAAACCAACAAUCAAUGAGUCAACAGAAUGCCCACUGAGUCCAGAAGUUGAUCCAGCGCUUGCCUUCCAGCGAGAGGGUUUUGGACGACAAAGCAUGUCAGAAAAGCACACUAAGCAUUUUUCAGAUGCCAGCCAGUUGGACUUUGUUAAAACACGGAAAUCCAAAAGCAUGGACUUAGUAGCUGACGAGACUAAACUCAGUACAAUGGAUGACCAGAAAACAGGUUCUCCAACCAGAGAUGUAGGCCCCUCAUUAGGCCUGAAGAAAUCCAGUUCAUUAGAAAGUUUGCAGACAGCAGUCGCUGAGGUAACUUUGAAUGGUGACAUUCCCUUCCACCGUCCACGGCCGCGGAUAAUCAGAGGGCGAGGGUGCAAUGAGAGCUUCAGAGCUGCAAUUGACAAAUCGUAUGAUAAACCUGUUGCAGAUGAGGAUGACGAAGGCAUGGAAACCUUGGAGGAAGAUACUGAGGAAAGCUCACGAUCAGGGAGAGAAUCUGCCUCCACAUCUAGUGACCAGCCAUCCCAUUCGCUGGAAAGACACAUAAAUGGCAGUCAAGAUAAAGGAGACCGGAAAAAAAUUGGGAAGGACAAGAAGAAAGAUCGAGAUAAAGAAAAGGAUAAAAUUAAAGCCAAGAAAGGAAUGCUCAAAGGCUUGGGGGAUAUGUUCAGGUUUGGCAAACAUCGAAAAGAUGACAAGAUUGAGAAAAUAAAAAAAAUAAAAGUGCAGGAAGCUGUUACUUCAGAAGAGGAGAGAAUACAAAUGAAGCAAGAACAGGAGAGAAUUCAAGCCAAGACUCGAGAGUUUCGCGAGAGACAAGCUCGGGAACGGGAUUAUGCCGAGAUCCAAGAAUUAAACAGGACUUUUGGAUGCGAUGGUGACUCAAUGUAUGCUGGAAUUGCUUCAUAUAAUUCCUCCAUAAAUAGUGGCACAAUGAACAAUAGACCACGGAGCCCUAGGGAAGGGCCAACAGUUGAAGCAUUAUAUGCCCAAGUGAAGAAAGCACGCAAUUCCAAGUCUUCACCUGCAGACAGUAACAGAUCAACUCCAAGCAAUCACGAUCGGAUACAACGCCUAAGGCAAGAAUUUCAACAGGCAAAGCAAGAAGAAGAUGUGGAAGAUCGGAGGCGGACCUACAGUUUUGAACAACCAUGGCCAAGUUCAAAGUCAUACUCGCAGAGUGGCAGGCAUUCUGUAUCGGUCGAGGUUCAGAUGCAGAAGCAGCGCCAAGAAGAAAGGGAGAGUUUCCAGCAAGCUCAGCGGCAAUACAGUUCAUUACCCAGGCAAGGCCGGAAAAAUGCAAGCUCUGUGUCUCAAGAUUCUUGGGAGCAGAACUAUCCUCCAGGCGAUGGUUUCCAAAGUGCAAAAGACAACCCGAGGUAUUCCAGCUAUCAAGGCUCCAGGAACGGCUACAUGGGAGGCCAUGGCUUCAACGCCCGGGUAAUGCUUGAAACUCAAGAGCUGUUGCGUCAAGAGCAGAGGCGGAAAGAGCAGCAGCUGAAAAAAAAGACAUCUUCUGAAGGGUCCAGCAACUAUGACUCCUAUAAGAAAGUUCAGGACCCAAAUUAUGCCACUCCCAAAGGUCCUUUCAGACAUGAUGUACCCCCUUCGCCAUCUCAGGUUGCCAGGCUAAACAGAUUGAAAGCACCAGAAAAGGGAAGACCAUUUUAUUCUUGAGUCGAAGAAAAAGGUCAACGUCCCAUGCAAUAAAGGAACAUUUUCAUAUGAA